UAAAAACGAAAGUAUCUGAAACGCAGUCUCGCUUAUAUUCUUUAUCAUUUCAAAACAAUGCGUUUACUAUGUUUAUAUCCAUUAAAAAAUGCCACGAUAAAAAAAUUCCAAGUAUUAUUGUCAACCACAUUUAAUCAUGUGGUUGAAUCGUGGCACUUUGAUCUACAGUAAUUAGAGUAAUAACUUCUCCUAAAUUCAAAUCUACAAAAUCAAAACAGAAGAGAUGUGUCACUAGAAAAUAAAAUAAAAUUUCUUACAAAAUAAAAAUGGAAAUCGAUAUCAAUAAAAUAUACCAAAGCCUAAAGAAAAAAUAUUUAAUGGUCUAUCUAUUGGCAAGUUUUGUCGACUGGAUUCAAGGCCCUUAUCUGUACAAACUCUAUCUCCAUUACGAUUAUACGACAACAGACAUAUCUAUUUUUUACAUAACCGGGUUUCUCAGCAGCGCAAUAUCCGGCGUAUUAAUUGGACACCUAGCAGAUAAAUUUGGCCGUAAAAAAUUAUGUGUCUUCUAUUUCAUCAGCACAAUAAUCGCCUGUCUGUCAACGACCUCUCCAGACUUUACAAUCCUCCACAUCGGUCGUAUAUUCGGUGGAAUAUCAACGUCAAUAUUAUUCUCCAGCUUCGAAUCCUGGUACGUAAGCCGUCACAUGUCUGAAGAUCUCCCUCAGGACUGGAUGGGAUCAACCUUCGCAUCCUCAACUCUCUACAACGGAUUACUGGCUAUCACUGCAGGAAUUCUAUCAUCAAUAUUAGCUGAUACAUUUGAUUACGGACCAGUAUCUCCAUUUUUGUUCGCCAUUCCUGUCUGCAUACUUACUGGGUUACUUUGCGCAACGAUCUGGCGCGAAAACACUAAAAAAAAAGUCUACUCAAAUUUCCUACAAGGUCUCAGUGUAAUUUUCCGUAACGACGGGUUACUAUUUUAUCUAGGACUGAUUCAAACUCUCUUCGAGACAGUAAUGUACAUAUUUGUUUUCCUCUGGACACCUAUUUUAGAUCCAAUCGAGCCUAGCAAUGGCCUAAUAUUUAGUUUAUUUAUGCUAUGUAUUGUUUUUGGAAGUGCAUUGCAUUCCUUAUUAGCAAACUAUUACCAAAUAACCCGACUGAUGCUUCUAUGCUCAAGUGUUUUACUUGCGCUAUUCAGUAUUGCUGUCAGCACAAUAGGAAUUCACCUUCAAAUGCAAUUUGAUUGUGAAAAAAUGGGCACAUAUGUAUGUCUAAUAUCAUUUUUAACAUUCGAAUUGUCUGUUGGAAUUUAUUAUCCAGCUGUGGGUUAUUUACGGGGUAUUAUUGUACCGGAAAUUCACAGAGCAAGUGUUGCUAAUUGGUUCCGAUUGCCGUCUAAUUUGUUAAUAUGUGUUGUAUUACUUUAUGUUAGGAUUGGAGUACCUGAUAAUCGCUUAAUAUUUGCAUUAAGCGCUAUGUGCCUGAGUAUUGCUUCACUUUAUUGUGUUGAAUUUGUUAAAGCUUAUAAAAGAGAGUAUUCUAUUAUCAAUGAGGAGAGGUGUAGCAAUCAAACGUGUUCAAAGGUGCUUUACGCUUAAUUAAAUAAUUAUAAUUAUCUUGUAAUUUAUUGAUGUUAUGGUCAGUAAGAUUAAGUACCAAAGUGAUCGCUUGAUAAGUAUUCAAUUUUUAGAAGACUGUUGGAAUUGUAUUUAAGAAAAAUAGUAUUUAAUUUUAUUAAUAAAAAUUAAUUUUAAAUAAAGUAUAAAUU
Molecule: messenger RNA, 1714 nt
Organism: Microplitis mediator
Lineage: Eukaryota; Metazoa; Arthropoda; Insecta; Hymenoptera; Braconidae
Product: molybdate-anion transporter-like
Exons: 2
Coding region: 267-1544 (425 amino acids)
Biological process (GO): molybdate ion transport
Cellular component (GO): membrane
Molecular function (GO): molybdate ion transmembrane transporter activity
Source: RefSeq, a predicted model, not a curated record